CCAACCAAAAUUAUUUUCUCAAACAGAACCCUCAUACACCAUCAACAUCAAAAAGGCUUCGCCAAUGUAAUCACGCCACGACAUUUUUUCCCUCACAAAAUUUACCGUUAAGAUAAUCUCCGCGGUGAGGAUUUUACUGGCGGUUUUUGGAAAAGAGUUUUCCCACGAGUGUAGAAUGUAAAAGACCCACCGAUAGCUGCUGUCAUUUCAAACUUGCACGCAAAGUUCUCUCCACUUCUAGAGCCUCCAACUCUUUUUUUCCUCUCGAUUUGAAGCUCUUUCUUCAUCAGUUUUGCAGGGAAUCACGGAUUGAAUUGUGAGAAACGAAUCACCAUAUCAUAAUGGCGAUGUUACUUUCGACCUCUGCUUCUUCUGUCAUUGUUGCUGUAUCAUCAUCAUCUUCUUCUUCUUCUUCAUCAUCGUCUUCAUCACCAAGUAGCAAACCUUUCAGAACCCUUCCUUUCAUGAUCUCCAGCAAUUCCCGGAAGCAUAAAAUUGUAGGAAGACCAGCAAGAUUUUCUCCUCUGAGAGUCGCUGCGCCUCCAACCACACCACCAACCUCAGAGCCAGAGCAGUCCUCACAAAUCGACCAGAAUCAACAACGCGAAGAAGAUGACGGCGUUGAGGAUGAGUUUGGUGAGGAGAGCUCGUCUUCCAAGUUCUCUUGGAGGGAUCAUUGGUACCCAGUUUCUCUGACUGAAGAUUUGGAUCCUGGAUUGCCGACCCCAUUUCAGCUUCUGGGUCGAGACCUUGUUCUCUGGAAUGACAAGUCUACUGGUCAAUGGGUUGCUUUCGAUGAUAAAUGUCCUCACCGGCUUGCCCCUUUAUCUGAAGGGCGGAUCGAUGAAGAUGGAAACUUGCAGUGUUCGUACCAUGGAUGGUCCUUUGAUGGAUGUGGAUCUUGUGUUAAGAUCCCUCAGGCUUCACCUGAAGGUCCUGAAGCUCGUGCCAUUAAAUCUCCCAGAGCAUGUGCUACCAGGUUUCCCACCAUGGUCUCUCAAGGUCUGCUAUUCGUUUGGCCAGAUGAAAAUGGUUGGGAAAGAGCUAAUGCCACCAAGCCUCCCAUGUUGCCUGAUGACUUUGGUAAACCUGAGUUUUCUUCAGUGACCAUUCAGCGAGAUCUCUUCUAUGGCUAUGAUACCCUCAUGGAAAAUGUCUCAGAUCCCUCCCAUAUUGAUUUUGCUCAUCACAAGGUUACAGGAAGGAGAGAUAGAGCCAAGCCUUUACCGUUUAAAUUGGAAUCUAGUGGCCCUUGGGGCUUUGCUGGAGCUAAUGAAGGGAAUCCACGGAUCAGCGCUGAGUUUGUUGCACCUUGUUAUUAUAUGAAUAAAAUAGAGAUAGACACAAAGCUUCCAUUUGUUGGUGAUCAAAAGUGGAUUAUCUGGAUUUGUUCCUUCAAUGUACCAAUGGCACCUGGGAAGACACGUUCUAUUGUCUGUAGUGCUAGAAACUUCUUCCAGUUCACAAUGCCAGGACCUGCUUGGUGGCAGAUUGUUCCUAGAUGGCAUGAACACUGGACUUCAAAUAAGGUAUAUGAUGGAGACAUGAUUGUCCUUCAGGGACAAGAGAAAAUCUUUCUUUCAGAGUCGAUGGAGGGCUCUACUGAUGUUAAUAAAGAGUACACAAAAAUCACAUUCACACCCACACAAGCAGAUCGGUUGGUCUUGGCAUUCCGAAAUUGGCUGAGGCGACACGGCAACAGCCAACCUGAGUGGUUUGGUAAAAGCAGCCAACAGCCUUUGCCAUCAACAGUUUUAUCAAAACGCCAGAUGUUAGACAGAUAUGACCAGCAUACCCUCAAGUGUUCAUCAUGUAAAGGAGCUUAUACAGCAUUCCAGACAUUACAAAAAGUUCUUAUUGGGGCGACAGUUGCUUUCUCUGCAACAGCUGGGAUUCCCUCAGAUAUGCAGUCAAGAAUAUUUUUGGCUGUGCUUGCACUUUUAAGUGCUGGUUUGGCUUAUGCUUUGAAUGAACUUGCAAAGAACUUUGUGUUUGUUGAUUAUGUGCAUGCUGAAAUUGACUAGAGAAAGAGAGAGAGAAACUGUUUUAGCGUUAGGAACUGGUUUUGGAUCCAUAGCAGUGCUGUUCAAUUGAAAAUGAUAUAGGCUGGUAAUCAAGAGUUGUAUAUAGGAAAAAUGAAAGAAGCAAUUAAUGAGAAAAAUAUUAACUAUUA
Ziziphus jujuba (common jujube) is the source of this 2173-nucleotide messenger RNA. Its product is annotated as pheophorbide a oxygenase, chloroplastic. The coding region runs from base 342 to 2024 and encodes 560 amino acids. Gene Ontology annotation, cellular component: chloroplast thylakoid. NCBI's taxonomy places the organism in Eukaryota, Viridiplantae, Streptophyta, Magnoliopsida, Rosales, Rhamnaceae. The record is from RefSeq and is a predicted model, not a curated record. The transcript has 7 exons. Gene Ontology annotation, molecular function: chlorophyllide a oxygenase activity; 2 iron, 2 sulfur cluster binding; pheophorbide a oxygenase activity.